This is a messenger RNA of Acaulospora morrowiae, 2322 nucleotides long. The record is from the annotation of a GenBank genome assembly. NCBI's taxonomy places the organism in Eukaryota, Fungi, Glomeromycota, Glomeromycetes, Diversisporales, Acaulosporaceae.
AUGAGUGAAAUAGCGGGUUCGUCGUCGUCUGCUUCGAGAUCCUAUCCUCACAUAAGUCCAGAGGCGAGAAGUCGAGAUUUAGUCUUUUCAGCACAUAAACCGAUACCCGAUAGACCCAUAGGAUUACUAAGACAGGGUGGAACAAAGGCGCCAGGGGUUCUUGAAAAUCUAGAAAAACCCGAAGUGCCCGAAAAUUAUGAAAAUGACGCGUGGUUGAAGCUUCAGGCGGCUGUUAAAGCCAUACUUUCACAUCGGCCCAUUGAAGAAAGUCUUGAAGAGCUUUAUAAGGAUUGCAAAAAUCUUUGUUCUCAUAAAAUGGCAGCUUCAUUAUAUUCCAAGUUAUUUAACGAAAUAGAAUCACAUGUGACAGAAGAACGGAAUAAGCUAGUUACAAAUCCUGCAAAAGAAGAAGCAUUUCUUUUUGUGAUAAAUAAUUGUUGGGAGAUUUAUUGUUCACAAAUGCAACUGAUUAGAAGUAUCUUCCUGUAUCUCGAUCGAACUUAUGUGUUCAAUGCGCAAGGACUUGCUUCAAUUUGGGAUAAGGGUUUACAGUUAUUUCGGAAACAUAUUAUGGUACACGUUGAGGUGGGGAGAAAAGUUCUAGAAGGUACACUUGGUCUAAUUAGAAUCGAAAGGGAUGGUUUUAUUGUUAACCGUACGCUAGUUAAAACCUUAAUAUCAAUGUACAGCGAAUUACACAUCUAUUAUUCAAGGUUCGAAGUAAAUUUUCUCACAGAAUCUCGUGAAUAUUAUAAGAACGAAGGAAGGAAACUUGUAAAAGAUUUAACUGUGCCAAAGUACCUUUUACAUGUCAUGUCUCGCUUGCAAAAGGAAUCGAAGAUAGCUAAGUAUUAUUUGGAGGAUAAAACGUCAACACCUUUAAUAAAGGUUGUUGAAGAUGAAUUGAUCAAGAAGCAUGUCGAGAUCAUUCUCUCAAAAGGAUUUGAAGAGAUGAUGUAUGCCGAGAGGAAAGCAUCGGUUCAUGAGACCUCUAAGAAAAGUCAUUUAUCAAAUUUAUACAGUCUCUUGUCAAGAGUAAAUUCACUUGAUCGCUUACGCACGUAUUUUGGAAAUUAUAUUAAGAAGACUGGCAUGGAUAUAGUAAAUGAUCCAAUUGUCGACGAUCCAAAGCAAGAUUUGGUCAUCGUUGAAGAACUUUUGGUUUUCAAAGACAGAAUUGAUGAUAUAGUGCAAGGUCCAUUUGUUGGCGACUAUAACUUUGAACAGACACUGAAAGAAGGAUUUGAGACUUUCAUUAACCAACGCAACCAUAAGCCUGCUGAACUUAUUGCUAAAUACAUUGAUAGAAAGCUAAAGAUAGGCAAUAAGAAAAUGAGCGACAAGGAAAUCGAAAAAACUUUGAAUUCUGCUUUAGUUUUGUUCAGAUAUAUUCAAGGCAAAGAUGUAUUCGAGGGAUUCUAUAAGCGGGAUCUCGCCAAACGUCUCUUAAUGAAUAAAUGCGCCUCUGAUGAUUAUGAAAGGAGUAUGUUGAUCAAUGUGGACCAGGAUAUACUAAUAACCUUGAACAGAUGUUCAAAGAUAUCAAUACUUCGCGAUUCUAAGCAUGGUGAAGAAUUUAGGGAGAAUUUUAAGAUUGAUUUACAUGUAAAUGCCUUAACCCAAGUGGCUUGGCCUUCAUAUUCUCCAGCACCGCUGAUCCUCCCACCUAAUGUUGCCCAAUGUCAAAGAAUCUACGAGACAUUUUACAGAGAGAAGGCAAGGGGCAAAGGGUUAAAGUGGUAUAACAAUCUAGGGCAUUGUGUAUUGUCAGCGUAUUAUCCCAAUGGAAACAAAGAAUUUGAAGUUACCUUAUUCCAAGCUGUAGUCCUACUAUUAUUUGCUGAAUUAACAUCAAGUGCAAAGCGAUCUUAUGAGGAAAUAAAAGAAGCAACAGGAAUGGAGGAGAAAGAACUUAGACGUACGCUUAUAACUUUGACGUACGGAAAAGUGAGACUUCUAAUUAAACAUCCAAAAGGAAAAGAUAUCAACACGACUGACCAAUUUUCUGUUGACGAUAAUUUUUCCAAUAAAUACUUUCGUAUUAAAAUCAAUACUAUCCAAAUGGAGAGAACGAUGGAAGAAAAUCAACAAACCGUUGAACGCGCAUUCCUGGAACGUCAUUAUCAAAUAGACGCUUGCGCUGUGCGUAUCAUGAAGAUGCGUAAAUCACUCACUUACACAGAAUUGACUACCGAACUUUUAGGACUACUGACAUUUAACGCCGAGGUACAAGAUAUAAAAAAACGCAUCGAAACAUUGAUUGAUCGUGAGUAUUUAGAGAGAGACAAAGACGAUCCUUCAAAGAUUAAAUAUUUGGCUUAG